Darwinula stevensoni is the source of this 3310-nucleotide messenger RNA. The record is from the annotation of a GenBank genome assembly. NCBI's taxonomy places the organism in Eukaryota, Metazoa, Arthropoda, Ostracoda, Podocopida, Darwinulidae.
AUGAGGCUGCUCAUGAUGGACUUUGCAUUGGAAAUUUAUUGUCAUUCCCAGCGGGAAAAUGUCCUUUAUGCUCUAGCAAGUGCAGCAUCCCACCAAGCACUAAAAAGCUUGAGCAUUGACUUGGCAAGUCAUGGCUCUGGCGCCUUGAUUCACUCUCAGGGCUCGCUACGUAGACGAGUUGGAUCGGUGGAAAUUCUGGAAGAACGGACUCCUCCAUCCCCCAGUGCGUGGAAGCCUUCUUAUGUUCACCUUUCAUGUUCCGUCAGUGGUUAUUCAGAAGUGACUAGAUAUAAUUCCAAACUUCGAGAAGGAUGGCGGUCUCGUGAUAACAGCCCAGCACGUAUUACCCUUCUUCUCAGGAGGUCUCAAGACUCUGAAAGCUUGAAAUCCCCCAAUCUAGUAAUAUCAAGCCAUAAUCCCAGGGGUGCUUCCACAUCUCAGUCCAAGGAGAUGCUUUCAAGUCCUUUCAAAGUGCGUGAGAUCCAGAGACAGCAGGCUGUGAAUGGGUCAUCUCGAUUUGUGGCACAGAACCGAAGUGUGAGUGCAGAUCGUGGACAAGCAAGAAGGUGGUUUUAUGUGGAGAAUGAGAUCCCCAUUGAUGAUACACCGUGUGAAAGGCAGAGUCGACCCACUAGACGAAAUAUGCUUAAUAAUGGACCUCAGGUGAAUGGAAACCAUGGGCCAAAUGGAAAAGCAAUUCCCAAUGGGAAUGGAGUGAAUGGUUCUGGAGAGAGUGAGAAUGAGUAUAGUGAAGUGAUAGCAAGCGGUCAGUCUUUCAUUCAGCAGCGCAUCGAACGGCUGUACGGGCCUGGUUCGGGAGCUCAAUUGUGUAAAUUGAACAGAAGGAAAAGUCAGGCCGAGGAACAAUUAGGUCUGGACAAAGAAAACGUGCUGCCAUUUCAGAACGGGAAGGAGGAGAAUGGAGAUGAACAGCCAGCUGUAUUUCGUCAUCUGAGACAGGAAUUCCGUGAACAACUGCCAGCCAAGAAGCCCUCAUUGACAGGAUCUCCUCCUGUCACAUCCCCUGAAAAGACAACAGCUAGUCCAGUGGCCAAAAAAGUGCAGAAAUUGUCAUCCAUAGAGAAUGUAGUGCAACCAUCUUCCUCGUCGCUGCCUGUUUCAUCUUCGUCUCCACCCCCUUCAUCAUCAUCCUCAUCUGCUGAGGAAGGGAGUAAGCUGUUGGAAGACUCAGAUAUUGCCAUAGCGCCUCCAUUAUUUCCUUCUGUUUCUCCAGAGAAAAAGACCACUGAAGUAAAAGAUGGUCAAUAUUUCAUGAAAGCUCUUGAAGAACAAAGGCAUCAAAUAGAGGAAGUGAUGUCAAAGGCAGAGGCAGACCUAGCAUCAGGACAAGUUCCUGAAGAUGUGUGUGGGAGUAUUCGAGUUGCGAUAGGAAAAGCGGGACUCCUUUGUGAACAGAAGUUCUCUCAAUUCCAUGGACUCUGCCUGCAAAACAUGAAUCCCAGUGAAGGGAAUACCAAGGUGACAGCAGAAGAUCUUGCUGGCUUCUGGGACUUGGUUGGCAUCCAGGUGGCUGACAUUCAUGAGACAUUUGCACGAAUUGAUCUGCUGAGACAAAAUGGCUGGAUUGAAAAAACUACUUCACCUGUUAAGGAGAAGAGUGCAGGAAAGAAAGGGCAGGGAGGAGCAAGGAAAAAGACCUCUACAUCAACCCAGAAGUCCCAGAAGGAAAAAGAGCGAGACGAAGAGCGAAGACGGCGCUUGCAAGAGGCAAAGAAGCGGAUGCAAGUACAGUCUAAGGUUAACAGUGAUUCCAACCUUCAGAUAUACUGUCAGUCACAGUCCCCACCCUCCAGUGACGAUGUGUGACACAGGAAAUCUUUCUCCAUUUCACUGGGUGAUAUCUGGCUCAAAGAGAAGAACAAAGGAACAAUGCUGCUGCUUGUUGAUGGAUUGUGAUGGUUGGUUUUGCUGUGUUCACAGAUAAUGACCUCUGAGUUUUUUUUUCUUUUGUUUGUUCAUGUCGUUGUCACUAUUUUCCCUGCUGGUUGAAGGAAACUCUCAUAUUUAUUAACUUCUUUCAUCAGUCAGCUAAAAAUGGGUUUUAUUGGAGAACAUAUUUGAAGUAAGAUUCAGUGAAGUGAUAUUCAGUGAUUGCAUUUGAAACAUUAUUCCAACCCCGGACAGUUUUUUUUUUAAUUGCAUGGCAUCUUGGAAACUUUUAUAUCGUGAUCGAAUCUCAAAAUCCACACAUGAAGGGAUAUGAACAGUUGGGAAGACAUUCCCUCAAAAACAGUUUUUCUAACAUGAAUGAAUUCUUUGAUUACUUGUCUCUCUAUCAUGUUUUUUACAUUACUGUAUCAAAUCAUAUCAUGCAUAUUUGCACAUAUUACAUCAAAGCUGGAUCAAUGGUGAUGAUGAUGAUAUGAGAACUCCUUGACAGGGGUUACGUGAGAAUGAAGCAGUAUUGACUGUCUUGUCUCUAUGACUCAUGUCCCCAGUUACCAUUCACCUGCAUGCUGCCCUCACCCUCCAUUUCCCUUUCAUAUUUUCUUGUGAUUUCAGAGUCUAUAAGGCUUACAGUUUCCCUCAUUCUCCCAGCUGGCUUAUUUCAUGCAGCCAGACUACUCUGCGUUUCUGUCAUGCCUUGGUGCUACCUGACUGCAUUUAUUACCCUUGAGAAGGUUCCUUCUGCAGUAGUUGCUGGAUUGUGUAUUAUUGAAGAGGGUCCAGGUUUGAUCCUUAUAACCUUUUCAUACAUUUGUAUUCCUCUAAUAUUUUGACACUGAGACGUACAGCCCAAAUGAGAAAGUGAUUAUGAAGAAAAAAUUUCAAGAACUCAUAGUUUACAUUUUUAAAUAUCAGCUGUGAAAUUCUGAAAUCCUCUGAUCGUCUGCAUGCGAAAACUAUUAAACCAUUUUCUCUCCAACCUUGGAUUCUGUGAUGAGUCCCAUUGCAUUUUUCUGCCUUUCUAUGCAUUUUGGUCCCACUUGCACGUGUAAAGCACGCGAUCUUGGUGCAUUCCUCUGUGGCGUCUGCAUCGUUUGGUUUGAGAACCUCAGAUUUUGAAUUGUGAGAGCUUUACCAAAUCUCAUUCAUCCCUGUUGUCCACUUCCUCGAUGAGGAGAAAGAAAUAUUUAAUUUUUGUAUAAUUUAUUCAUAUGUUUAUGUUCAUAUGACUAUGAGUGAUACUCAGGAUUUGAGAGAUAUGAUGGUAUCGUAUUGCAUUGGACGAUAAGUGGUGUACCCUGUCCCCCACCAGUCCCUUCCGACCGUUCCACAUCCGUUUUUUUAUUCAAAAUGUUAUGGUCGUAAUAAUGAAAUUCAAGACAAUAAACCGAAGAAAGACGAA